GGACUAUUUACCGAUGUUCACGAGAGAAAGAGAUUCGUUUAGUAAACCGCCAGACGAUUGAUUCAACGACCUUGCUACGUCCUUCUCUUGACACUUGGACACUGGCGUUGGUACUGAAGAGAAAAAUUUCUUCGCUGAACGACGUCUGAAUCGGAAGCGCGUCCGUAUUCUGGAGGAUCUGCUAGAUCUGUGAUUCAGUUGGUACGGAUUCCGGAGCCAGAAUCGUCCCGGGAACAGGUCGGCGGACAGAUUUUCGUAAGUGGUGUCGCGCUUGAUAACGCAGAUCUAGCGGUACUUCGCUAGUAGAGCUAGGGAUUGAAGAGUGUUGUAAUUGGUAGCGAUAAAGGUACUACACCUACAUGUGCGGGGACAAGUGUUUAUCGUUUCGCGUGAAGUUCUGUAGUCGACCUAAUUACGACUGAUUCUGGUUACGGAUAUUACGAAUGUGUGUGAGCUAACUUGGAAGGAUUCGAAAAAUCCUUACGAAUAAGUGCCGGAAUUUUCCAUUGAUAUCACCCUCAAAAGUGUGAUAGGCAGUGUAAGAAUCCUCAAUUUUUCUCUCAAUCUCACACAGAUUCGCCGCGUAAGAUUUAAUAACAAUCUAGUAACGAAGUGAGAGUAUUAUAGACGAGAUCCGAAAAGGAGUGUAAGGAUGCUCCAUACUCAAAAAGUGAACAAACGCAAAAACUGAAAAAGCAUGUGAAUAUUGAAACGACGAAAUUAAAAAAAUUGAAACCCAAAAUCGAAAUCUCCAUUUAACGAAAUUCAAACCAAACGAGCAAAAAGUGAGAUAUUUUAUUAAAAAUAGAAUCAAUCAGCCCCGAGCAAGAAUUGGAAAUUGAAUCAACCGAAUUCGACAACAGUGGAACCUCAAGUGGAGGCAGUAAAUUCAAAAUUGUGCUUUGCUAUCUGGGACGCUGAGAACGCAAGUGAUUUUGUGGCCGCUUCUAGGAGGAGCUCACCUAGCGGGCAGAUUAUCACCCAUAGUCGCAGUUUAAUCUAACUCAAACUUUCGUUAUUUGCCAUUGUUGAUAUCUCGACGGAAUGUGUUGUUGUUCGACGCCAUCUGUUCCAUUGUGACGACGAUGAUCCAAACGACUGCAUCGCUGGUGACAUGACCCCGUAAUACCAUGAAUUAAAAAAAGUGCAAUGUUCUAAUCUCGAAGAGGACCCAAUCGACGACGUUGAUCCAGAUUUCGAACCUGCUCGCCGGAAGUCCGCAGACCUAGAGCGACCUCUGCUGCUUCAGCCUUCAUCGUUGAGUGCCGCUGGCCAUCUGUUUGGUACCUGGGUGCACAGCACUGUCGUCACAUUGACUGCAAUUCUUAUCGGAUUAUUUAUUGAGCUACGAUUCCAUGACGCCUGGCCCCUGUCCGUCUGGUGAAACUGUCUAGCUUCCAUGAGUACGCCAGGCGAUCCGUCGGCAGCCGGUGGAGGACCUUACAGACCGUGUGGAAUCACAUCACUGCUACCAAUUGGCAUGUCGUGCCGCGGCCGGGCCGAAGCCUUUGCCCGUAGUCUACAGACACGUCUCCGAACACUCGGCGCACAGGGUAAUGCCGAGGAGGGCGCUCAGAUCACCGACCAUCCCCACGAUAAUGAGAACACAUGGCUAUCACAGGACGAAGCGACGGCUGUAACUCGGUUGCAGCCCCUGCCUAUGGUGGCCAACGAAGCUGAUGGUUUCUACGAUUUCGGCCUUGAAAACGAAAGUCCCGGUUCACCGAUUGAAGAGUGUGAAUAUACAAGGCUUAUCGAGACGGCGACUGCUACACCGGCCGAAAUUGCGCCUGAAUCAGGUUACGUGUGCGCUUCGCCCUGCUCUACACCUCAGGUUAGCCCGGAGCACACUCCAUCGAGCCAGAGUUCGUCCGACUGCCAAUUCUACGAUCCGGAGACCUCGGAUCUCGAGCAGAAAUCAACCAGCGGCUGUGAUUAUUACGACUGUACUACCUCUGAUCCAACUUCGGCGGCGUCCAAUAGAACGCCUGCAGCUGCAGUAGAACACCCACAAAUAUCUACCUCAAACGCAGAAGGAACGGCAACAGUUACUGCAACAGCAACAAGACAAACUAGGCGCAAGUCCCAGAAUGGUCACUUGCCGAGUGGCCUAGGUGUGGUAAACGUCGAUAGUGAUAGUUGUUCAGAAUCGCUACCUCCUUCGCAAUCCACCGAAUCGCAUUCACACGAUUCGACUUACACAGGACUGAGUUCGAACAACUCGAACAGUACUCUGCAGGACGUCACAAUGGAGGCCGAAGACGCGGAUGAGGCCAAACAGGAGGUGCCUCAAAGCAGAAGUGAGCAAAAGGAUGACCAUUCGCAAGAUGAAACAGAUCACGGAAAAGUAUUAGCGAAUGGUCAUGCCAUUAUGCCAAAGGGGACGUUGGUCCGUCAAGACGAUAUUAGUGAAAUUGAUGUCGAUGUGCUACAGUUCGUCAACGGAGAUGCGGAGGAUGAACCGGAAGAUGAGACACACAGUCCCAAGGUCGAAAUGGCCGAAGUGGAGAAAUUGCUACAAGACUGUAGUGUUGAGCAGAAAUCUGCAGAGGAGAAACAAGAUCACAAGCGAGAGGGCAUGUCGUCCGGCGAUGAGGAUGAAGACUUCGUCAGACCGCAGCGAAUGCGAAGAUGUUCAUCACUGAAAACGGGCAAGACACCACCAGGUACUCCUGGCCGGAAAAAGUUUGUUCGAUUUGCAGACGUACUCGGACUUGAUCUGGCUGAUGUAAAAACAUUUGUUGAUGAAGUUCCUAAAGUGCCGAAAUCGGCCUACGAGGAUCUGGACUUUUGCCUAGAGCCUCCUGUAGUUCAACAGAUCAGUUUGGGACCGAAAGCCGAUCGAGUAUUGGUGCCGCUCUUCCAGCAACCGGGUGCCCUACCUUGCUUCCUAGACAAGGUUCGCGAGAAACAAGUUAACCUGGAAAAUGCGGCCGUGACUGAUCCAGUUACUCUCACCAUCACCGGAACCGUUCGUGUCCGAAACCUAGAUUUCCACAAGUCAGUCUAUGUGCGGUACAGCACAGAUAGCUGGCGCAGCUUCUCGGACCUCCAGGCCAGUUACGUGGAAAACUCCUGCGACGGUUUCUCCGAUAAGUUUGCCUUCACCAUCUACGGAAACUCGGUUCAGAUAGGGCAGCGUAUUGAAAUGGCGAUACGCUUCCAUUGUCGGGGCCAACAGUACUGGGACAAUAACUACGACAUGAAUUACGUUUUCCAAUGCUUGCCAAUCACCCAACCGAAUCAGAUCGCGCAGAUUGCGGUCAAACCGGCCAAUAUAGACGCCCAUAUCAGUCCAGACGAAACUUGGUGCAAAAGCUUCUACUGAAUGGGUCCCUCCAUAAUCCGCUGCCCCCAAAAACACCAAAACCCUCCGACUACAACUGAAACUUAUACAAUAACAAGAACAGCAGCAAGCAGUAGGAAAACGAUACAAUAUUGCAUGAUUGUGAUCGCAAAAACCGGUCCGAUUACAUGUGGAAUUAACUAAAAAGCUUCACAAUUCAUUUCAAUCGGACGCAAAAAUUUUAACAUGUGUAGUAUUAUCAUUGGUUUUUAAACAAAUCCCAUCAGGGGUUUUUAACUCUUUUUAUCCAAAGCGCCUUCAUGAUAAAGAUCCCGCGUUGAAAAAUAGUGGACAUAAAAGUCCAUUGCAAUUAGAGCUUCACUGAAAAAGUAUGGUUAUUGUAUGUAACCAAGAACUUAAAAAGUUCCCAACUAUCUUGAGAUUAGAACAUCAUUUUUUAAUUUAGAUAUCAAAUUUUAAAAAGUAAACUAGAUCUGACGGCACGUGUAGUUUGCCGCGAGGACAACAGUUCCCAAUUGAAAUUAUGCGAACUGCAAAUUGUGUAAUUAGCAAUGAUCGUUUAUUCAAAGAGUUGAUAAUCAUGACCUAUUAGCUUAGAUUUGUAAACCAAUUGUUAAGCUAAUCAAAAAAACACACUAAUACUUCAGAUUAGAGUUGUAUGCGUGUUGAAAACCAGUCUAUAUUCAUUAACAAAAGCAGAAACUAGCAUACGUUGAAAGGCAUAACGAAUUGAAGAUGAACUAUGGACAUUGUUGUGUUUCUAGAAAUAUUUAUAUCAAAACCAUCAAGAAACGUUAUUGCAUGCUCUCGAAAGACUAGUGCGUGAAAUUGUUUGUUUAUUUUAUGAUUUUUAUGCGACGGCAACUAGACAGACAACAAUUAUGUAUAGAACGAACGAGAAUAGCAGACAAAUGAUUGAGAAACUAGCUACAAGGAAACAGAUAGCAAACUAUAUCAAAAGCAAUUUUAACGCACCCACUUACAUGGAAAUAGCAAAAACUAAAAGCAAACAA
Molecule: messenger RNA, 4320 nt
Organism: Aedes aegypti (yellow fever mosquito)
Lineage: Eukaryota; Metazoa; Arthropoda; Insecta; Diptera; Culicidae
Product: glycogen-binding subunit 76A
Exons: 4
Coding region: 1400-3328 (642 amino acids)
Biological process (GO): regulation of glycogen biosynthetic process
Cellular component (GO): protein phosphatase type 1 complex
Molecular function (GO): glycogen binding; protein phosphatase 1 binding
Source: RefSeq, a predicted model, not a curated record